Magnolia sinica is the source of this 1497-nucleotide messenger RNA. Its product is annotated as probable ethanolamine kinase. Bases 94 to 1221 code for a protein of 375 amino acids. Gene Ontology annotation, biological process: phosphatidylcholine biosynthetic process; phosphatidylethanolamine biosynthetic process. The record is from RefSeq and is a predicted model, not a curated record. The transcript has 11 exons. Gene Ontology annotation, cellular component: cytoplasm. Gene Ontology annotation, molecular function: choline kinase activity; ethanolamine kinase activity. Lineage: Eukaryota; Viridiplantae; Streptophyta; Magnoliopsida; Magnoliales; Magnoliaceae.
ACGUCAUUGAGAAUCCCUCCUGCGUUUCUGGACUUGCGAGGGUCGCUCGGGUUUAUUUUCCAAUAGUAGGAAGAGAAGAGAGAGGGGGAGAGAAUGGGUGCAGAGCACAAAAUCCGGAACGCCAUGGAAGUUGCAGAAGAAGCUCGAGAGGAGGGCAUUUUCGUCAUUCCAUCCUCUCCUCUCACCCUCGACAUCUCCCUCCCUCUACCCCUCUUGAAGCCCCGAGUCACAGGGCUGUGCAGGGAACUGUUCAAGAAAUGGUCGCAUUUGGACGACUCCUGUUUCUCGAUCGAGACGGUCUCCGGCGGCAUCACCAAUCUCCUACUGAAGUUAUCUGUGAGAGAAGACAAUGGAAAUGAUGCUUUUGUAACUGUCCGAAUGUAUGGUCCGAAUACUGAAUAUGUGAUCGAUCGUAAGCAGGAGUUGCUGGCCUUACCCUAUCUCUCGGCUGCUGGAUUUGGUGCUGAAUUGCUUGGAGUAUUUGGAAAUGGCAUGGUGCAAUCUUUCAUCAAUGCACGCACACUUUCUCCAUCAGACAUGACCAAACCAAAACUAGCUGCUGAAAUUGCAAGGCAACUCUGUAAAUUCCAUCAGGUGGAGAUACCAGGUUCUAAAGAACCACAACUAUGGAAUGAUAUCUUCAAGUUCCUGGAGAGUGCAUCUGCUCUUAAAUUUGACGACAGUGAGAAGCAAAUGAAAUAUGAUACGAUAUCAUUUAGAGAAGUUAGUGACGCAGUGAAGGAGCUCAAGGUUCUAACAGACCUUUUACAUGCUCCUGUGGUGUAUGCUCAUAAUGAUUUACUUUCUGGAAACUUGAUGCGAAAUGACGAUGAAGAGAAACUCUACUUCAUUGAUUUUGAGUAUGGGUCAUACAGCUACAGAGGUUAUGAUAUAGCAAACCACUUCAAUGAAUAUGCAGGCUUUGACUGCGACUAUAGCUUGUAUCCAGAUAAGGAUGCACAAUAUCAUUUCUUCAGGAAUUAUUUGCAAGCUGACAAACCCAACGAGGUCACUGAUAAAGAUCUUGAAGCUCUUUACAUCGAGACGAAUACUUUUAGGCUAGCAUCACACUUGUUUUGGGGCCUAUGGGCGUUAAUCCAGGCAAAGAUGUCUCCAAUCGAUUUCGACUAUCUUGGAUACUUCUUCCUUCGCUACAGCGAGUACAAAAAGCAGAAAGAGAUGUGCUUCUCACUGGCACAAAGGUACAUCUCUGGCUCCUGAAUCAGGUGAAGUUCUCAAUGCUACCUCUAUUUCAAGAGAUUGUAAUAUCUACAUAUUUACCGUAGGGUGAGUUCAUCUUAGCUUUAGUUUUAGUGUACAAUAUUCUUUUUGUAGUCACUGAUAAGUGGAGGAUAGGAAAUGAAGGUCUUUUUUGCGGCUGCCACAGGCGCUUCUCAUUCUUUUCAUGUAUUUCCGAACUUGGUGUAAUCUACCGGUUCUCCACUGUAGGAAUUCUCUAUUGUUUGUAUGAAUAAAAUUCAGAUACGUUUUUUGUCA